GCUGGAAUCUUCUUCCAUUUUGCUGCUCCAGCAAUGGAGUACUCGAAAUUGCCGCCUGACAAAAUGAUGGAUUCAAACAUGAUCUGGCCAUGUCCAAUGAACAAAGAUGACAACCGUUGCCCUGGGCUCAAGUUUCAACUUAGUUUUGGUUUUUGCAUGGCAGCCUUGGGGCUGGAUCAAGUCUUGAAUUUGGCCCAGCAGUAUGGCGCCAGAGAUGCGUUGGAGCCAAGAGCACCAGCCGUAGCAGUCGCCAGGGGGGGGGGUCGCAGACCAGGUGGUGGAGGCCUGGGGCGGCACAACCGAGCCCGAGGUGCGGAGGCUAGACAAAGAGGGGCUCGCUGGGCAAGGAAGCAGAAACAACUUGUUUUGCAGAGCAAAAGCUUCAACAAGACCGGCCAUGCCCGAACAGCAGAUCAUCGGCUACCAAGCCAACAAGACUUGAGUCGGCAGAGUGUGGCAGGCAAAGGGAAAUGGAAGACUUGGACUCCAGAAGCGAUCUUGCGCGCAGGCUUUGGGCAGGAAACUGCAACUUAUAGGCAGAUAGCAAACGAAGUGGAGGGUGCUUCCUCCAGCCAGUCAAGGGCCGCUAGAUUUGCGUGCGCUGCCGCAGUGUGCAAGUCUCAGGCAGAGAGCUGUGAGAAAGUGUUUGCAGAGGCUUCAGAGGAACCCCUCAGAUUCUUCAUUCAAAAUUUGAUGUUUGACGAGUCAACCUUUGACCUGAGAGUCGGCAAGGAUGCCGCCAACAGUUGCCCUGUUCUGUGCUCGCACUCUCAAUGGACAAUGGGCUUUGCCCCCUCUUUGGAAAGCGCCAGGGACGCCGUCCGGGAUGAGCACAUCGUGCGGUCUCCGCAAGUCUUGGCCCCGAUGAAUUCUGCAACUAUGUGGAAGACUUUAUCCUGUCAUCCAGGGAGUAUUGGAGCUUGCGAAGUGGCCGCUGACCAUGUGUGCACCCUUACCACAUGCGAUUCUUAUGCGGCGAACUUAAAAAUGUUGAAGCAUUUGGACACAGUCCUCCCAUCAGACCACUACUUCCUUCCAAUGUUGUGCACUCAGCACCGGAACGGAAACGUUCUGGAGCAGUUGACUCAUUUGCUUGGAAAUCUGGGCCGCUGUUUUUGCGUUUCCCGAGUUUUGAAUUCGAGGCACGCAGUGCAAGCGCUCCGCAAGAGAACGGCCGCAGGCCUGGAACAGCAUCUGGCGGUGCUCCAGGCUGAGCCUGCAGGUGUUCAAACUGAAUGGGAGGAAGCGCGGUCGCUGACCAGGAGUUUCCUGAAGCUCGAAGCCAGUUCGAAAGAGGCGAAGGAGUCCGAGGUGGAGAUUGCAGAGCCUGCUGCUGAUGAACUUCCACCUGGUUAUUCUCGCCUCUUGGGCUUCUUCAAUGGCCCUUGGAGAAGAAUUGUGAGAAAGAGCAUCAUGGUCAUGGCAGGCCAACUUGCGAGAAAAUUGAUUUUGCCAUGGCAGCAGUAUCCUUGGUGUUUAUGGCCGCUGGCCUUGAAAGACGCAAGCCAAGAAGACCGCAGGUCAUGUGCUAAAGCUUUACUCAGCAGUAAGCCUUGCUGUCUGGACAGCGGUUUUUCACAGCGGCUCAAGCGCAUACACCGCACAGAAGAAGAACUCUUGAACUCGCAGCUCCAAGUCUUUUUGCAAAAAGUUUUCGAACGUGUUGUGCCAACAUCAACUUUCAUUGAGCGGCGGUUCGCCCAGUUUGCCCAUUGGAGCGACCAGCAGCCCAAGCUUGGCACUUUGGCAGCCAAGCACGUGACUAGUUUCUGCAAGGGCGCUGCCCAGGCUUGGAAGCAAAACCACCCGCAGCACCAGAAGCGAAAGCAUUUGUCUCGUCCUGGCUGGGUAGAACAAAAGCAAGGAAGCCGAACCACAGGAUACAAUGUAUUUCUGUCUGAGUUCAGGAAGAACGAUUCAGCGCAGCAAGUGGCCGGAGAUGAAGGGAGGCAAACCUUUGUUCAAGAGGCUACAGCUGCUUGGAGAAGACUUUCUCCCGGAGAGAAAGCGCCUUACAGUUUCAAGGCGCGUGGGCUGAACAGUCUGCGCAGCAGAAGCUCCCAGAUGUCAGACAACGAGGCUGGCCCUGAAGGCCGAGAGACUGGCGGCUUGUGGAACACAUGCCUGCUGCAAGAUAGAUGGCCGCUCCGAGUUGAUCUUUUGGAAGCUGCCAUGGGGGAAGGGAUUGCGGCUUUACGAAAGAUCUCAUCGGCUUGGGAAGAGGAGCAUGCAAUGCUGGUGGAGGCGGAAGAUGAUCUGCCAGAUGUGAGUGAUAACUUGUUUGCUGUGUGCCCGCAUGGUGGAUGUGAUGAGGAGCUGCAGGCAGCGCAGCGUCCAGUCUUUCGGGAAAUCCACGAUGACUUGGUCACUGCUGUCCGGGUGAUUGAGCCUUUGAAGCGGGACUUGUCUGCUCACCCUUUGGUUUUGGAAUGGCACUCAUUGUCAUUGCAGAAGAGAAGGUUUGUUGUGGUCGCUUUUCACAUCCGCAAGCCUCCUUGGGACAUGGUCCUUGUUGAGCUGGAGGAAGCCGGGGACUCUGAAGAGCUUCCUUUUUGCUUGGCAGUGCAGCUGGGCAGGCAAUCCAUUCAUUCUGACAUUGCAUUUUGCCAUGAGCUUGCCCGAGCCGCGUCUGACUGGGUCUUGUUUCGCUUGUCCAUUGGAGAUCUGACCGUGGACUAUGGCAUUUUCCAAGCCGCAGAGCGCAAGGAACUGAGCCGAUCCGAGUUGAGACAAGCUGCUGCUGAAAUGAAGCAAGUUAUGCUCGCAGCAAAAGCAGCCAAGCUUGCCCAAGGUUUGACCGCAAAUAAAAAAAGGAAAAGCAGAAACUCCAACAAACGAAAAAGCAAAGGCAAGCGGUCGCAGACCCUGGCUCCAGAUGUUUCGGACAUGGAGUGGAAUGCUGCCUCUGAAAGCGGGGGCUCCGCUUCUGACUUUGGGGCAGACACCGGCAGUGUUGCAGCGCCUGCUUCUUCGUCCGCUGGACCGGCUCGCAGGGGCUCAGCUUCAGACUUUGCGGCAGACACCAGCAGUGUUGCAGAAACAGUGUCUUGCAAGAAAGCUAUGAACCGUGGGUCGCUGACCGAUGCGGAAUGCGUCUUGCGUUUGAAGAGGUGGCUCUUGGCAGGCCAUUCAGACCAGAACUGGCCAGUUCACAGGCGACGGUCGCACCAUGUAGAGCUGGGUGGCGAAGGUCUGCAAGAUUUCGCACAGGGAAUGUCUGAGGAAGCUAUGGAUGCUUUGGAGCUGGAGCGCAAAGCAGAGCCGGACGCUGGUUCCUGUGAAAAAGUGCGCUGGCUGCAGGGUUUUGAACCUUGGACUGCCUGCUUGGUGUCAGCGCUGGCGGUGUUUUGCUCUGCUGUGGAUGACCUAGUCUCCCAAGCAGCUUCCAGUGUUGGGCCCGUGGUGCUGGCUACUUUGGCAGUGUGUUUUACCCUGAGUAAGGCUUGUGUGUGCUGCCUUUGCAAUGCCAAAAGCACUGACCCUUCUCCCUUGGUGGGAGGAGAGGAAGAUGACCAGUAUGGAGGCCGCCGGCCCUGGAACAAGUACCGUAAAGUGCGCCACCCUGGGUCGGACGAGCAGGUCAAAGUCCCAGAAGGGAAACUGUGCAUGAUUUGCUUCAGCACCUUCAGAGCGCUGGGUCUGAACUACAAGUAUCCAUCGUAUGGUGCGUACUACAAAGAGAUCGUCAAUGACAACAGCAAGCAUACCAGCUUCAUAAACUCUAUGAAAGAAUGGAUUAAGCAAAGAAAUGAGGAUCCCACUGGGCGAAUGGACAGGGAAGCAGUGAAGAAGGCCCACACCACUCUGCACAGUGAGACCAAGACUGGUGUCAAACUCAAGGGUCCCAAGAGGGAGUUCGUACUCCUGGAACAUUGGGACCCCAAGCUGGACGGUGAGCUGGACGAAGCACACAUAGUGGAAGAAACUUGGCAAGGGAAGAAGGUGAAAGGAAUCUGGAAGGCCAAAGGGCGUGCCGGUGUGCUGGAAGCUUCCCAGUAUGAAGACACCAGUUUGGCUGAGCGCACUGAGGAGCACAGUGGAUCCGGCCCGUUCGCUCAGCAAGCUUUAGUGACCAAAAAAACUGCGUUGCAGAAGGUGUUUGCGGAUGCCGACGAAGAGAGGCAAAAGCACACAGUGGCCGCAGGCCCUGCAUCACAGGCAGGCGAUGUUCUGGCAACUUUGCAGAAAAUGCUGCCAAACUUGAAACUUGCUGGUGGUGGGCAGGCCCUGAGCGCAGACCCAGAAGCAGAUGAGGCUAGCCCUUCUGCACUUGUUGACUUGCACAAGGACGAGGACGAACAUGAAGCAGGAGAAGAGGAGGAGGUUUGCAGCUCGUUGGCGCACUUCGGCCAUGCCGGGCGAGCGGCGCGUGCUGCGAGCGCGGCCCAGCUUGGCCCAGCCUGGGUCAUUGCUGCCUUGAACCAACUCUUUGAGCAGGAGGGGGCUGUUGACUUCAAACUUGAGCACGUGUUCUCUUGCGAGUUGUCAGCAGAGAAACGGAAAUGGAUCCACGCUUCCUCCAUGCUCGCUGAGCCUGCUUGUGCAAGACUGGCUGCAAGGGUGAGUGGCCAUGAUGACGAUGAACUGCCCGCGGUUGAUUGGGAAGAAGUGCUUCGGGCCGCAGAUGCCCCGUGCAUUUUUUGCAAUAUCACCGACAUGGGCGCUGCCCAGGCAGAGUGCUGGGAGCACGGUCCUGGAAAGUGCCAUGUGAGAAGCGUGGACCUACUGGUCGUUGGCACCAGUUGCAAAGACAUGUCUCGAGCCAAUCCCGGUAGUGUCAGACAAGAGGUGGUGCUCAACGCGACAGAGUCUCGAGGCGGCAGCGCCCAAACUUUCAAAGGGCUGCUGUCGUACUUGGAAAGACACCGGCCUUUGAUGAUUCUUUUCGAGAACGUCGACGCGAUGGAAGAUGUGAAGGCCGCUGGCCAGUCCAACAUGGACGUGUUCUGGAGCCAGAUGGCUGCCCACGGGUACGAGGGCCAGUCUGUCUUGACAGACAGCAGCGAGUUUGGUCUACCUGCCCGCCGCCGGCGGCUGUACGUCUUCCUGGUGCGAGUGCAAGGGAAUCCUUUGCUGUCGUUUCAGGGAAGAGCAAAAUCGAAGCGAGAAGCCCGCCCCAACAGGGGAUUGGCCAGAUCAGCAUAUGAAGCUGGCGCAAGCUUUGUGCUUGAGAUGGGGCCAGGGGGCGCCGCCCGAGCUUGGUUUCAAACGUUGACGGCCAGAGGGCAGGAUGCGCUUCCACUCCUGCAAGCCCAGAUGCCUGCAGAAAAGAGCGUGAUGCGAGAUUUGUCUCAGAGCAUUUUCCGAGCAAAUGCCAACACUUGGAAAACUGAUGCCCAGAAGCAUUUGGCACCCACCAUGCUUCCCAAGAUGAAUGUGUGGAUUGAGCCCGUGGGGCAUAAUGUGAAGAAAGCUCGAAUGUUGCUUGGCCGCGAGGCCCUGCUGUAUCAAGGCUUUCCGGUUCUGUUGUUCUUGGAGACAUUGCAAAAGAUGCAGCAGGACAUUGAGGCCGCUGGCCGGGCCAAGCCGAUUAUUGGCGAUGAGCUUCUGAGGAAUACUGGCGGCAAUAAGAGGCCAAAAUGGAGCAGUGACAAGCCAGAGCCUCGGGGCAGAGACCUGUUGGUUAGCUGGAAGCCGACCGAAGCGUUGCUGCAAGAUUUGGCUGGCAAUGCCAUGGCUCUGCCAGUGGUGAUGACGAUGCUGCAGUGUGCUUUUGCGUCUGUCAGUUGGCGCCCCAAGGACCUUGUCGGAACCGCGGCCGCAGCGCCAGUCCCGACCCAAGAGGCCUGGGAAGGGGAUGUUGCCGCUGCGCUGGCCGCAGUCCAGGGCCUCCACUCAGAAGAUUCGGUCGCCGACCAGGUGUCAAAACCCGCUGCCGUGAGUGCUGGAGUAGCAGUCUUGAAGCGCAAACUCAGAGAGCGCAA
Molecule: messenger RNA, 5924 nt
Organism: Cladocopium goreaui
Lineage: Eukaryota; Dinophyceae; Suessiales; Symbiodiniaceae
Source: the annotation of a GenBank genome assembly